CCUCCAGCCUCCCCGGGGUCGGCGGCCAGCUGCGCUUUGUGGCUGCCCGCCAAGCCAGUCUUGGGAAGAGUGCAGGCUCCCCAGCUCUAAGCCAGGGAGUGGGGCACAGGGAGGACCCACUGAAGUGCUGCCCCAGGCACUGCUUGGCCUCCUGGGGCAGGCCCCACUUCUCAGCUAGCAUACCCACGUCCUGGGGUCGCUGCACCAAAUGCUGCGACUCGUUUCUGCCCCGCACUCAGCUCCAGGCCUGGCCUUGGGUGCCCGCCCUGCGUGGGCAGUGCCUGCCCAGCUUCAUAAUUGCCCUAGAGUUGGCUGGAGGCCCAGAGAUCAGUUCUGCCCACGAUCUUUGAAGUAAGUCUCUCCCAGUUGCGCUCCACACACUUCAUCAACUGGGGGCAGUUCUCUCUCUCACCCCCAUCUCCACCCCAGGUUGGGUCCCUCUUUGCCCUUCUUCCUCUCUCCCAAAUGGCACUUGGCUCUGCAGCCACCCAUCAGUUUUCACACCCGCUUAGUUCCAGCUUCCUUGCCUCAGGAGAAACCAGGUUCCAUGGAGACUGAUCCUGGGAUCUCAAAGCACCUUGUGCCUGCUGUGGAAUGGGAUGCUGGGCCCGGGAGGUGCUGGUCCCCGAGGGGCCCUUGUACCGCGUGACUGGAACAGCUGUCUCCAUCUCCUGCAAUGUGACCGGCUACGAGGGACCUGCCCAGCAGAACUUCGAGUGGUUCCUGUAUAGGCCUGAGGCCCCAGAUACUGCACUGGGCAUUGUCAGUACCAAGGAUACCCAGUUCUCCUAUGCUAUCUUCAAGUCCCGAGUGGUGGCGGGUGAGGUGCAGGUGCAGCGCCUACAAGGUGAUGCUGUGGUGCUCAAGAUUGCCCGCCUGCAGGCCCAGGAUGCUGGCAUUUAUGAGUGCCACACCCCCUCCACUGAUACCCGCUACCUGGGCAGCUACAGCGGCAAGGUGGAGCUGAGAGUUCUUCCAGAUGCCCUCCAGGUGUCUGCUGCCCCCCCAGGGCCCCGAGGCCGCCAGGCCCCAACCUCACCCCCACGCCUGAUGGUGCAUGAGGGGCAGGAGCUGGCACUGGGCUGCCUGGCGAGGACAAGCACACAGAAGCACACACACCUGGCUGUGUCCUUUGGGCGAUCGGUGCCUGAGGCACCAGUUGGGCGAGCAACUCUGCAGGAAGUGGUGGGAAUCCGGUCAGACUUGGCCGUGGAGGCCGGAGCUCCCUAUGCUGAGCGACUGGCUGCAGGGGAGCUUCGUCUGGGCAAGGAAGGGACCGAUCGGUACCGCAUGGUAGUAGGGGGUGCCCAGGCAGGGGACGCAGGCACCUACCACUGCACUGCCGCUGAGUGGAUUCAGGAUCCUGAUGGCAGCUGGGCCCAGAUCGCAGAGAAAAGGGCUGUCCUGGCCCACGUGGACGUGCAGACACUGUCCAGCCAGCUGGCAGUAACAGUGGGGCCUGGUGAACGUCGGAUCGGCCCAGGGGAGCCCUUGGAACUGCUGUGCAAUGUGUCAGGGGCACUUCCCCCAGCAGGCCGUCAUGCUGCAUACUCUGUAGGUUGGGAGAUGGCACCUGCGGGGGCACCUGGGCCUGGCCGCCUGGUAGCCCAGCUGGACACAGAGGGUGUGGGCAGCCUGGGCCCUGGCUAUGAGGGCCGACACAUUGCCAUGGAGAAGGUGGCAUCCAGAACAUACCGGCUACGGCUAGAGGCUGCCAGGCCUGGUGAUGCGGGCACCUACCGCUGCCUCGCCAAAGCCUAUGUUCGGGGGUCUGGGACCCGGCUUCGUGAAGCAGCCAGUGCCCGUUCCCGGCCUCUCCCUGUGCACGUGCGGGAGGAAGGCGUGGUGCUGGAGGCUGUGGCGUGGCUAGCAGGAGGCACAGUGUACCGGGGGGAGACUGCCUCCCUGCUGUGCAACAUCUCUGUGCGGGGUGGCCCCCCAGGACUGCGGCUGGCCGCCAGCUGGUGGGUGGAGCGACCAGAGGACGGAGAGCUCAGCUCUGUCCCUGCCCAGCUGGUGGGUGGCGUGGGCCAGGAUGGUGUGGCAGAGCUGGGAGUCCGGCCUGGAGGAGGCCCCGUCAGCGUAGAGCUGGUGGGGCCCCGAAGCCAUCGGCUGAGACUGCACAGCUUGGGGCCCGAGGAUGAAGGCGUGUACCACUGCGCCCCCAGCGCCUGGGUGCAGCAUGCCGACUACAGCUGGUACCAGGCGGGCAGUGCCCGCUCAGGGCCUGUUACAGUCUACCCCUACAUGCAUGCCCUGGACACCCUGUUUGUGCCUCUGCUGGUGGGUACAGGGGUGGCCCUAGUCACUGGUGCCACUGUCCUUGGUACCAUCACUUGCUGCUUCAUGAAGAGGCUUCGAAAACGGUGAUCUCUUACUCCCCAGGUCUUGCAGGUGUUGACUGUCUUCCGGCCCAGCUCCAAGCCCUCCUCUGGUUGCCUGGACACCCUCUCCCUCUGUCCACUCUUCCUUUAAUUUAUUUGACUUCCCACUACCCAGAAUGGGAGACAUGCGUCCCCUUCCCCACUCCUUCCCUCCCAAGCCCCUCCCUCUGGCCUUCUGUUCUUGAUCUCAUAGGGAUCCUAUAGAGAGGCCAUUCCCCAUCCUGGAAUUAGUUUUUCUAAAAUGUGAAUAAACUGGUUUUAUAAAAAGCA
Messenger RNA from Chlorocebus sabaeus (green monkey), 2654 nucleotides. RefSeq names its product immunoglobulin superfamily member 8 (gene IGSF8). Gene Ontology annotation, cellular component: membrane. NCBI's taxonomy places the organism in Eukaryota, Metazoa, Chordata, Mammalia, Primates, Cercopithecidae. The record is from RefSeq and is a predicted model, not a curated record.